AUGGCAGCCUUUUCAUCAUAUAAUCAGCACUACCCUUUUCUUAUUGACUCAGUUGUUCUGCAACCAAGCUCUUCCAUCAUUAAGAUUUGUGAACAACUAAACAAUGCCAAUACCACUAAAUUUCGUCAGGAUACUGUCCCUGCCAAUAUUGGUGUUCUUCAAAGUAGAUGCCUUGACCAGAGUACAAAAGUUUCUCUGAGCAAUAAUGAAUCUAAUUCUUUGAUGAGCAUAAAAAACAAGAACGGUAUGGACUCUUCUUCAGUUUCUGAUAAAUAUGAGAGUAGUGAUCAACAAAUCUCUCAGAAGGUAGCGGAGAAGAAGAAGAGAAAACGAAAAUCAAUGACAUCUUCAUCAAAUUCUACUCAAUCCAAGGAUAUGAGAGAAGUGAAAGGAAAGAAGCAAAAGAAUGCUGUAGAUAAGAAGCAGCCUGGAGAAGAGAAGAAAGCAUCUGAAGAAGAUCCAAAAGGCUAUAUUCAUGUAAGAGCAAGAAGGGGUCAGGCAACUGAUAGCCACAGCCUUGCAGAAAGGGUGAGGAGGGAGAAAAUAAGUGAAAGAAUGAAGGCACUCCAAGCUCUUGUUCCUGGUUGUGACAAGAUAACUGGAAAGGCCCUCAUGUUGGAUGAAAUUAUCAACUAUGUCCAGUCCCUGCAAAAUCAAGUGGAGUUUCUCUCGAUGAAGCUUGCUUCUGUGAAUCCCAUAUUCUAUGACUUUGGCAUGGACUUUGAUGCUUUCAUGGUUAGACCUGAUCAGAGUUUAAAUAGCUUGGCAUCACAGCUGCCAACUGUGCAACAAUGCAGCCCUACACAACCACCAAUCAUUCAUGAGACAAACACGUGCUUGUCGACAUUACCAAAUUGCUAUUAUUCUCUCCUGGAUAGUAGUAGUUCAUCUCCCCUUCUAUCUCAACAAACUCAUAUGACAAAUACUCUCCCACAGGGUAAUGGACAGCUCUUAUGGGAUGUGGAUGAGCAAAGACAAACAUUUAUUACUGCCCUACAAGCAUGCAUUGGUUACAAGAAAUUAGAAAUUGGAUGUUGUUCCCAAGUAUCUAAUUGUGAUGAAGAGCAGGAGAUGGUGGCUGUGGAUGAAUAA
Molecule: messenger RNA, 1092 nt
Organism: Fraxinus pennsylvanica
Lineage: Eukaryota; Viridiplantae; Streptophyta; Magnoliopsida; Lamiales; Oleaceae
Source: the annotation of a GenBank genome assembly